Gambusia affinis (western mosquitofish) is the source of this 3607-nucleotide messenger RNA. RefSeq names its product sorting nexin 11 (gene snx11). NCBI's taxonomy places the organism in Eukaryota, Metazoa, Chordata, Actinopteri, Cyprinodontiformes, Poeciliidae. Gene Ontology annotation, biological process: intracellular protein transport. Gene Ontology annotation, molecular function: phosphatidylinositol binding. The record is from RefSeq and is a predicted model, not a curated record. The coding region runs from base 138 to 1811 and encodes 557 amino acids. The transcript has 6 exons.
AAUAAUUUUCAACAGACUGAACAAACCACUUUGAGUCCAGAGUUGUGGUUGUAGCAGCGUAAAAAUAAUCUGAAUACAGAAGCUAAGUAUGCUCAAUAGUGACUCAGCUGAUCCGAACUGACCAGCUUCUCCUUUGGAUGAUGAUUCACCAAUUUAUAACAGCAGUAUUGAAAAUGCACACUGUCUCUAAACCUGUUGAUUUGUCUGUCUCGCCUUCUGUUUGCAGUGCAGUUCUCGGUAGGAUGAUCAGUAAUCACGAAGACGAUGAGUUUGUUGCAGUGCGAGUCCAAGAUCCCCGCAUUCAGAACGAGGGUUCUUGGAAUUCAUACGUCGACUACAAAAUAUUCCUACAUACCAACAGUAAAGCCUUCACGGCCAAGACGUCCUGCGUUCGGCGGCGCUACAGCGAGUUUGAGUGGCUCAGGAAGAAGCUGCAGAAGAAUGCAGGCUUGGUUCCAGUCCCGGAUCUUCCUGGAAAAUCCUUCUUCUCCUUCAACAAUGAGGACUUUCUGGAGAAAAGACGGAGAGGACUCCAAAUCUUCCUGGACAAAGUGGUGAACACCACCGUGUGUCUGUCGGACAGCCAGCUCCACCUCUUCCUGCAGACCCAGCUGCCGAUCGGUCACAUCCAGGACUGCGUUCAGGGACUGACGCCGUACUCCGUGACGGACGCCAUCCUCACCUACGCCUCGUCCAACCGGGGCCUGGCUCAGGCUCAGCAGGAGGACUCCAUCAGGGAGCCCGGUCUUGCCGUCUCUUAUGAGUCCAUGGAAAGUCCGGCUCCUCACCUGCCUUCCCUGCAACCGAUCGCAGCGCUCAACUCUAAACCUGUGGGCGGUGGAGAUCCAGACCCUCUGGAAGACAUUUUGGAGCUCUGUGAGCAGAAGCCAGGUGGAACGCAGCACAGGGGAAACUCCUCGAUAAGGAUCUCCCAGAGGAGCGACCGGCUGGAGGCUGUUGUGGAGGAUGCCGGCUCGGCGCACGCUUCCUUCUAUGUGGGGGAGAUCCUGGACGACUCGGGGAGCCUCAGCUCCUCAGAGCAGAGCUGCGUGAUUCAGACUCCCGUGGAGGUGCACUCACCCAUGGAGACGGGCUUUGAAGACGGCUGCGAAGGGGACGGCGUCUUCGAAGACAAAACCAAAGAAAGGAAAAACACAGAGUCUGAAAUUAGUGCGGAUUCCGCGGCGGACAAUAAUAUCUUGGAAGUUGUGGAAAGCCUCUCUGAGACGCCUAACGGUCGCCAUGCAGAAAUCGAAACAGGCGGCAAACGAGGCGAUGAAUCAGAGGCGCCCCUUGAGUCAGGAGUUCACGUGGAGAGUCAGAACGUGAACGGCGAAUUAGAGGCCGAUCUCAGCGACUCACGCCGACAAAUCCACCAAGAGGACACCGAAAAUGAGGACAGAGGCGAGAGCGACGAGGACAGCCGCUCGCUGCUGUCUUCCAAUGAGAGCAUCAUCCGGUGCAGCGAGGAGGAGAGUCUGGGCGAGGAGACGGACGACUCUGUGCAGGUGAAGUCGUCUCCGGACGAGGUCAAGGACCGGUCAGAGUUGGAGGGCUCCAGUGGGAACAUUUUGUACAUCAACAGAUUUAAGGAGAACAAAGCGGACGCUCAGGACUGGGAGGAUAACGACCAGCAGUACACAACUGCAGAGCCUAAACCACCUGCUUCUGACGGAGAUCUGACUGAAAACUGUGACUUUAGCAUUUUGGAGAACAGCUGUCAGUCUGGAGUAGAUGAAGGUGAAUUUACAACACAGGAAGUUGGGGCCUCGAUACCUUUGGAGGGAUCAGAGGAGGCUGAGGAGGCGUAGGUACAUCAGUGGAGCUAAACUUACUCUGGCUGCUGGUGCACCGUCACUGAGCCAGAACCAGGGGUCUUUAGUCUCUACUGCCAAAGAAACAACAAGGCACAAACAAAGAGAUGUUCUGUUACAUGAAACCUAAAUACACAGUGCCUUGCAAUAGGAUUUAUGCUCUUUAAACUUUUUCAUACAUAUAAUUAUGUUUGCUGCAAACAGAAACUUCAGCGUAUUUCAUUGGGAUUAUGUUAUAGACCAGCACAAGGUAGCGUCGCGUUUCACGAACACCUAAAAAGUGCUUGUAUGCAUUUUUAUUCUGAACUUGUUUUAAAACUACACAAUUUACAAUUAUGCACAACCCUGUGUUGGUCUACCACCUUAAAUCCCAAUAAAAUACUUUUAAGUUUGUAGUUGUGAGAAAAGUACAAGGGGUAUGAAUACUUCUGUAAGGCAUAAAUCAUCUUCACAAUGUUUUAUCACAGUCAAAAAAGGGCAUAUUAAUACAAGAUCAACAGAUUUAAGUUCUCUUCUCUUGUUGUUGCUGCAACUUUUAAAAAUAGCUGAUCAGAUAAAAAGAACUAAGAAAAACACGUUUUUCAUCAGUUUGAUCAAUCUGAUUUAUUUAUCUUGACCACCAGAGGGCACUAAAUGUACAGAGUUCACAAAAAGAUGCUGCUCAAUUCCUAUUAUUUGCCGUCAACAUCUUAAAUAAAUGAAGGAAAUACACUGGAAUAAUGAGAUAAAAUGUUUAAAAUAUGCUGGAUUGCUUUCCCAGAGCUUUUUUGCUGUUAGUGAUUUUUAUUUUGAAGUUCUGCACAGGAAGGGGGCGUCGUUUUAAAUGGGUCUUUAUUUAGGUAUUUUUCCAAUAAAUAGACUACACAUUCAUUGAACCACCUGAAGAAGAGAACCUGUUUACAUUUGGCUGGAAUUGCUGAUUACGUUUGUUAUCAGGACCCCAAAAAAUUAUAAUUUAAACAUGGUUUUUGGAGAAAGAAAUAGAAAUAUUUGGAUUUUUUUUCCUUCCCUUAAUUAACCAAAGAAAAAAAAAACAAAAAAAAAAACAAAAACAGCUCCUCCUUACAUUUUAAAGCUGUAAAAUGUUUGCAGGGAGGCCAGAACACAAAGUCCUGGAUUACAAAGUAGAAGAUCGUAUAUACUCUAACUUCAAAAAAAGUAAAGUCCAGAAAAUUUGUAUUUUUAAAAAAAAGAUUUAGUGUCAUCCAAAUAACUCUGCCACAAGAAUUUGUUUGUUAAAAACUAUUAAUGUAGUAAGAUUUAAUCCCCUCCUAAAUUAAUGUAGUCAGGUUAAAAAGGUUUAGGAGUUUUUAAGAGUGCAAUUUAUGCUGCGGAUCUUUUUCAGGGAUGCCAGUAAAUUUGUUUACGUCUGCAGUUGACUUGUGUUUACCCGAAAAGCCAUGUUCAGUUUACAUUUAAAUUCAUCUGCACUCCUCCAAUAACACUUAGGGGCAUGUCAAAAUUAACUGGAUACUGGGCGUAAAUGUGGGUUGCUGUAAUUUCCUCCCUUUUUUUUUUUUUUUUUUAAGUGUUCAUAUAUUUGAAUAUGUCAGUCUGAAGUCUAACUGCUCAAAAAUCUGUUGAUUUGAUCUGAGAUCUGUUUUCACACUACUUACUGCUUCUCAUUCCUGUGAUUUCUGCUGCAUUUUAAAGGGACCUGCAGGUGUUUUUAUUUAGUGUUUUGAAGUAAAAUAAAAGUGAAUGUGAAUCUAAAAGGGUAAUUAACCACCAGAUUGACUUUAUUCAUGUACGAAUUCCAAGUUUAUUUCAAUAAAUAAGUUUCUUUCACACUA